Molecule: messenger RNA, 5062 nt
Organism: Sus scrofa (pig)
Lineage: Eukaryota; Metazoa; Chordata; Mammalia; Artiodactyla; Suidae
Gene: ADCY2
Product: adenylate cyclase 2
Biological process (GO): cAMP biosynthetic process; adenylate cyclase-inhibiting G protein-coupled receptor signaling pathway; intracellular signal transduction
Cellular component (GO): plasma membrane
Molecular function (GO): adenylate cyclase activity
Source: RefSeq, a predicted model, not a curated record
GGCGGGCGCCCCGCGAGCCGCCCCGAUGUGGCAGGAGGCGAUGCGGCGCCGCCGCUACCUGCGGGACCGCGCCGAGGCGGCGGCGGCGGCGGCGGCGGGCGGCGGCGGCGGCGACGGGCUGCAGAGGUCCCGGGACUGGCUGUACGAGUCCUACUACUGCAUGAGCCAGCAGCACCCGCUCAUCGUCUUCCUGCUGCUCAUCGUCAUGGGCGCCUGCGUCGCCCUGCUCGCCGUCUUCUUCGCGCUCCGGCUGGACGUUGAAGACCACGUGGCAUUUUUGAUCACCGUUCCAACCGCCCUGGCGAUUUUCUUUGCCAUAUUCAUCCUGGUCUGCAUCGAGUCGGUGUUUAAGAAGCUGCUCCGUCUCUUCUCCUUGGUGAUCUGGAUUUGUCUCGUGGCCAUGGGCUACUUGUUCAUGUGUUUUGGAGGCACCGUCUCUCCCUGGGAUCAGGUGUCCUUCUUUCUCUUCAUCAUCUUUGUGGUGUACACCAUGCUGCCCUUCAACAUGAGAGAUGCCAUCAUCGCCAGCGUCCUCACCUCCUCUUCCCACACCAUCGUGCUGAGCGUCUGCCUGUCUGCAACGCCUGGGGCCAAGGAGCACCUGGUCUGGCAGAUCCUGGCCAACGUGAUCAUUUUCAUCUGCGGGAACCUGGCGGGGGCGUACCACAAGCACCUCAUGGAACUUGCUCUGCAGCAAACAUAUCAGGACACGUGCAAUUGCAUCAAGUCCCGGAUCAAGUUGGAGUUCGAAAAACGCCAGCAGGAGCGACUUCUGCUGUCCCUGCUGCCGGCGCACAUAGCCAUGGAGAUGAAAGCUGAGAUCAUUCAGCGGCUGCAGGGCCCCAAAGCCGGCCAAAUGGAAAACACCAACAACUUCCACAACCUGUAUGUCAAGCGACACACCAAUGUCAGCAUCCUCUAUGCGGACAUCGUUGGAUUCACCCGGCUGGCCAGCGACUGCUCCCCAGGAGAACUGGUCCACAUGCUGAACGAGCUCUUUGGUAAAUUUGAUCAAAUCGCAAAGGAGAAUGAAUGCAUGAGAAUAAAAAUUUUAGGAGACUGCUACUACUGUGUGUCCGGACUCCCUAUAUCGCUGCCCAACCACGCCAAGAACUGUAAGAUGGGACUAGAUAUGUGUGAAGCCAUAAAGAAAGUGAGGGACGCCACUGGAGUUGACAUCAACAUGCGCGUGGGAGUGCAUUCGGGAAACGUCCUCUGCGGCGUCAUUGGGCUGCAGAAGUGGCAGUACGAUGUGUGGUCGCAUGACGUCACCUUGGCCAACCACAUGGAAGCUGGAGGGGUCCCUGGGCGUGUUCACAUUUCUUCCGUCACCCUGGAACACUUGAACGGGGCUUAUAAAGUGGAGGACGGAGAUGGUGACAUCAGGGACCCAUAUUUAAAGCAGCACCUGGUGAAGACCUACUUUGUAAUCAACCCCAAGGGAGAAAGACGGAGUCAGCACCUCUUCAGACCUCGCCACACCCUCGAUGGAGCCAAGAUGAGGGCCUCUGUCCGCAUGACCCGCUACCUGGAGUCCUGGGGGGCGGCCAAGCCCUUCGCCCAUCUGCAUCACCGAGACAGCAUGACCACAGAGAACGGCAAGAUCAGCACCACGGAUGUACCAAUGGGUCAGCAUAGUUUUCAAAAUCGCACUUUAAGAACCAAGUCACAGAAGAAAAGAUUUGAAGAGGAAUUGAACGAAAGGAUGAUUCAAGCAAUUGAUGGAAUCAAUGCACAAAAGCAAUGGCUCAAGUCUGAAGACAUUCAGAGAAUCUCAUUGCUUUUCUACAAUAAAAUACUAGAAAAAGAAUACCGAGCCACUGCCCUGCCGGCCUUCAAGUACUACGUGACCUGUGCUUGCCUCAUCUUCUUCUGCAUCUUUAUCGUGCAGAUCCUGGUGUUACCCAAAACGUCCAUUCUCGGGAUUUCCUUUGGAGCUGCAUUUCUCUCGCUUGCCUUUAUCCUUUUCGUCUGCUUUGCUGGACAGCUUUUGCAAUGCAGCAAAAAAGCCUCCGCCUCCCUCCUGUGGCUUUUGAAGUCGUCUGGCAUCAUUGCCAACCGGCCCUGGCCUCGCAUCUCCCUGACGGUCGUCACCACAGCCAUUAUAUUAACCAUGGCCGUGGUCAACAUGUUUUUCCUGAGUGAGUCAGAGGAAACAAUUCCUCCAACUGCCAAUACGUCAAACAUGAGCCUUUCUGCCUUGAAUAACCAGGCAGCGAUUCUGCGUGCGCAAAAUUUGUUUUUCCUGCCGUACUUUAUAUACAGCUGCAUCCUGGGGUUGAUCUCCUGUUCGGUCUUCCUGCGCAUCAAUUAUGAGCUGAAGAUGCUGAUCAUGAUGGCGGCGUUGGUGGGUUACAACACCAUCUUCCUCCACACUCACGCGCACCUCCUCGAUGACUACAGCCAGGUCUUGUUUGAGAGACCAGGCAUUUGGAAAGACCUAAAGACCAUGGGCUCAGUGUCUCUCUUUAUAUUUUUCGUCACAUUGCUUGUUCUGGGCCGACAGAAUGAAUAUUACUGUAGGUUAGACUUCUUAUGGAAGAACAAGUUCAAAAAAGAGCGAGAGGAGAUAGAAACCAUGGAGAAUUUGAACCGCGUGCUCCUGGAGAAUGUGCUCCCUGCGCAUGUGGCUGAGCACUUCCUGGCCCGGAGCCUGAAGAAUGAGGAGUUAUACCACCAGUCCUAUGAGUGCGUCUGCGUCAUGUUUGCCUCCAUUCCGGAUUUCAAAGAGUUCUAUACAGAAUCAGACGUGAACAAGGAGGGCCUGGAAUGCCUUCGGCUCCUGAAUGAGAUCAUUGCUGACUUUGACGAUCUGCUGUCCAAGCCGAAGUUCAGCGUUGAAAAGAUCAAGACCAUCGGCAGCACGUACAUGGCAGCGACGGGUCUGAGCGCCGUGCCCAGCCAGGAGCAUGCCCAGGAGCCGGAUAGGCAGUACAUGCAUAUUGGCACCAUGGUGGAGUUUGCCUUCGCCCUGGUGGCCAAACUGGACGCCAUCAACAAGCACUCCUUCAACGACUUCAAGCUACGAGUGGGUAUCAACCAUGGCCCUGUAAUAGCUGGUGUCAUUGGCGCUCAGAAGCCGCAGUAUGACAUCUGGGGCAACACGGUAAACGUGGCCAGUAGGAUGGACAGCACCGGAGUCCUGGACAAAAUACAGGUUACAGAGGAAACGAGCCUCAUUCUGCAGACCCUGGGGUACACGUGCACGUGUCGAGGCAUCAUCAACGUGAAGGGAAAGGGGGACCUGAAGACGUACUUUGUGAACGCCGAGAUGUCCAGGUCCCUUUCCCAAAGCAACCUGGCAUCCUGAAGCGGCGCCUCAUUUCGGCAAGAAGACUGUCUCUUCAGGAGGAUACAAUGCACUUUCUGACUGCACCGUUUGUCCCUCGUUUGUGAUGUGCGUGCUCUGUUCUGUCCUCUGGAGCCUUUGCAGGCUCGUUCCUGUGACCCGGUGGCAUCCCGUUUGGUGUCCGACGUGUGCCAAGACCGCCCUGCCACUUGCACUGUGCUUACGCCUCGGCAAAAGGAAAAGGAGCGUGUGAUAGAGCAGAAAAGCAGAGACCUGACAGAGAGGAGAGAGGUGAAACAAACAAAAAUUCUCAAGGCAAUAAAACUAGGGGGUGUAUAUUAUCUUCCAGUGCAUGUUCUUUUCUGGAAAAUAUGGUAGCUCGCCAACCGCAUCCGCUAGUCUGAUACUCAAACACACAGUAUUUGUGAAGAAGUUGACUCUGUCGCCCGCCCCCAUGGAAUCUGACUGUCCCCACCCCCGUGUCUCAUUGCAGCAACUGUCCACGACCCCACUGGGAUCCGUGGCUCGGUCGCCUGGCUCUGUUGUGUCGCGUGCCAGCAGCACGUUACCCUUCGCCACCAGAAUUAGUUCUUUACAACCUUGGACUGGUUUUGUACCAAACGCGUCCGAUGUUUUGAUGCCAUUGUCUUUUGUAAGGUUAAUUCAUUAAAAGUUUUAUGUACUUUGGUUGAUAGUAUCUUUUUACCCCCUCCCCUCCUUCCUUCUUGCUCCCGUGGAUUCUUCCAGACGUGAGUUGGUUUUCCAUUUAUUCUCCCUGGGACAGUUGUUUUGGAGGGGGCUCUCCGGAAGCCAAGAUGGAGACAGCUUUGCGCAAAGCGGAUCGGGACAGAGCUGGCAAUGCUGGGAGUGGAUUAUGCAACUCCCGGAAGGAAGGAAGAUGCUUCAGUGUGUCAUGUGGUCUCUUUUCAUUUCGGCCUCUCUGGAGAACACUUGCAGGGAAAACUCUUUUACCAGUGAAAAGACUCUCUACUGCAACAACCCCGGCUCUGUCCACACGCUCUGGUCUAAUACUCCCCUGUGGCUGUGAGACACAAUGACCAGCCAUCGCAAUGGUUUGAACUUAUGAGAAACGCUGCCAGAGCCCCACAAGCUGCCUCUUGCAUCUGUGCAUUUUUGGAGAGAGAAGACCUGGGAAAUUGCAGUCUUGCAAACCCAGCUCUGAAGCUUUGGUUUCUUUUUUUCACAUCAAGAGAUCAUACUUUGCCAAAGGGUGAAAAAUAGAACAGUCAUGCAUAAUCCAGUGUGGAAGAGGAAAGCUGCCAAGGCCAGCCUGGAUGAGCAAAGCGUAGCUCAGGGCAGGCUUUCUAUGAGAGAUCGAGGACUCCAGUGACCCAUUAGGAAGCAGCUGGGAACUCGGGCUGGAAGCACGAGGCCUCGGUUUGAUUCCAGACCAGCCGUGAAACGUUGAACACCUCUUUCGAUCUCUCUUAGGAGGAUUUUCCUCCUUGGUAGCUCACGGCAUCAGGUCUGAUUCAAAGAGCUCAUGGCCGUGAGAGAGGCUGGCAGGUACCCAGGCCUUGCUCCUGCCAGCAUGUCGCAGGACCAACACGGCCACCCUGCCGGGACUUUGGCUCAUACUCUGUAAAAAGCGCUCUUUGAAACUAAUAAUCAGCCUUUAUCACCAGAGUGAGAAUAUAGCAUGACUUCUCCAAUUGUCUGCCUCGGUCAGGAAUUUUUUGAUCCUAUAAUUGCAGCUCAGUGUUGGCCUUAAUACAUCUAAUUGUCCAAUAAAGGUGACUGAGAGGAGAAAAA